Molecule: messenger RNA, 1355 nt
Organism: Syngnathoides biaculeatus (alligator pipefish)
Lineage: Eukaryota; Metazoa; Chordata; Actinopteri; Syngnathiformes; Syngnathidae
Product: usherin
Exons: 7
Coding region: 75-785 (236 amino acids)
Source: RefSeq, a predicted model, not a curated record
UGGUGACACGACACCUCUUCAGGUAAGAUGACACCCGCUGGUUGCUGCGGAGACGCUAUGCAAAGACUGACGUGAUGUCCGACCACACACAUGAGCACAAGCAAUUUUUUGGUCGACGACGUCCUGGAGGCCCAACAGGUCUUCGGCGUUCUGAUGUGUCGCACAGGAAACCCGGCAAAGAUCCCAAGACGGACCUCAACGGCGUUUUAGAUGCCAAUCUUUCCCUCCCCACCGCUCCCGAGGGACCAAUGAGUGGCGAGCGGGUGGAAGCCGACCAAGACGAUCGGCGUCCGGUUUUCCAGGAGCUGUGGUUCAUCGCGGUGAUGGCGGCCGUCGCCCUCCUGCUGAUGGCCAUCGUGUUAGGCGUGGUCCUCCACAAGGCGCUGAACAAAGCCCCCUUGACUAGAGGCAGACCCCCCCUGGUGGCCAUGAAGACGCGAAGCCCGAUGGCCGUUUAUCCGGCCGGGAACUCCGUUUUGUUCGACACGUCGGGCGUGGUCAGCAGCGUGACGCUGAAGUCCUUCACCAUGAAGAUGGAGGAGGCGCUGGAGGCCAAAUGUGAGGACGCGCAUCCUCGAGGUGUAGAAGAAGGAGGAAGGCGCGGGAAUCGGUUGAAGCGCAGUGUCAGCCAGGUGAUGGACGGGAAGUCGCCGGUGGAGGCGUGGGCCCCCGCCAUGGGACACGACAGCGGAAUGUUUAUGGACGACGAGGAGUUUGUGGACAGCGUCAAAGGCUUCAGCACCGUCAGGAAGGAGCACACCAUGUUCAUCGACACCAACGUUUGAGCCAAUGAAACGCCGAGCGCGGCGACGGUAGACGCCUUCGGUCAUUGGCCAUCGUAGACACUUAGUCAACUGUGUUUUAGACUUUGCAAAAUGAAUCAACCGGGAUCAGAAUUGCACGUUCCCCAAGCGCAUCUGAGGACCAUUUUCUUCAUAACAUUAACUUUUCCAAGCGCACGCUACUGACAAGCAGCAUUACUUGUGGGACAAUACGGCGAGAGGGGCGUGUCAAGCCAGGGGUUAAGACAAUGCGGCUAUCUGAUUGGCUAUUAUUGUACGUGUGAUUGACAGGUCGGAAAGGUCCAUUCGAAAGACCUUCCCUCAAAGAGGUUUAUAAUUGCCGAUGAAUGCCACAAGAUGGGGGCAAAGCACCCAUUUUGUACUCAAUGGACCUUCGUUGUGUAUACUAGAAUCUCUUCUAACAUCCUUCAUUGGCACCGACAUACCACCAAAGCAUGACUACCUCCAUGUAGGUCAUUUUUAAACUAAUAUGCAUGUGAUAUUGUAUUAAUGCUAGUAUUACAGUUAUUUACGCAGACUGCCCUUUACUAUACAUUUUUUUUUCAGUUUUUG